Molecule: messenger RNA, 4139 nt
Organism: Pieris rapae (cabbage white)
Lineage: Eukaryota; Metazoa; Arthropoda; Insecta; Lepidoptera; Pieridae
Gene: Phlpp
Product: protein phosphatase PHLPP-like protein
Exons: 7
Coding region: 427-4098 (1223 amino acids)
Molecular function (GO): protein binding
Source: RefSeq, a predicted model, not a curated record
AUACUGUUGUUUUAUCUUAAGCGUAUUUCAAUUUGUUCUAUUAAAAUAUAUACCGUUAUUUUAUUGUGAUGUAAUAUAUAGUCCUUUCUUAAAAACAAAGGGUCCAUGGUCCUUGCACACAGCAGGUGACUCAGCAGGUGGGGUAACUGGCGACGCGGAACCGACGCUACUAACCAGUUCAAACUCUAGUCUUAAAUUGAACCUUAGGUAUUGUUUAUUAAGAGUAAGGAUGUAAAAAAUGGUUAUCAGUUGUCAUAGACAUUACUAUGCAAUCGGUAUGUCUGAAUUAAAUUUACAUACAGUGUUCCCGAUUGACCGAACAACAUGUUUCCCACCCCCACCUCGCUCGACCUAAUUGUAAUGCAAUAGUGGGCACCGUGCGGACAUUACGUUAGCGGCCUCCGUGCCUUGCGUCCAUCUGCCGCUAUGGUCUGCGACGAUGGGCUGCACGCCUCAUCGCCCACCGUCCCGCGCAAGUCUCUACGCCGGUUGUCAUCCACCAGGGGUUUCAAAACCCAUUCAGAGUUCACCUGGAUACGUGUAUUUGAAGGGCUGCAGCCGUACGCGGUCGAUGCACCCAGUAAAUUAGUGAAAGUGUCCAAUAAUACCACAGCAGAAGAUGUAAACAAAAAACUUGGGUUUAGUGAGGAACUGACAUUGUGGCUGCAAAUUGGCGAACAGACAAGAAGAUUGGAAUCAUAUGAAUACCCAUGGAGGAUUCAGGAGCAAUUUCUUAUGAAACUCGGAUGGAGAUCAGAAGCUCGUCGGCUUCGCUUGGCUGUGGAUCCUGAGAUGCGACACAGCCUGCGAUGGUGUGCUGGACCAGCGUCACGAUCUAGUGGAGUGUAUAAGUCCGGAACCGUGUAUGUUCUUAAAGGUCAUGUUUUUCCACAGUGGAAGCCAAGGUCUGCACAGAUUUUUGGGUCGCAGCUACAUAUUUUAGGAACAACUUGGGACAAAAUUGAAUUGAGUGGGGGAUCUAUUGAGUUUUGCCCACCUAAAGCGCAGAGGUUGGUGAUAUGCAUUAAGCCUCGUUGGCAAGGAAACAAUCUUUUAGAUUCAGGACUCAAUCACUUAUUUUUAGGAUUCAGCACAGUAUGGGAGAGAAAUAUGUGGUUCAACUGGCUUAAAGAUGCCACUCAAAGUACGCAGCCACCAAAUGUAUUGGAUCUCAGUGGUGGUGGUAGAUCUUGCCUUGCGACGGCCCUAGCGCAACAUGGCGCGGAUUUUGCUCUACGCGUUCUACGCAUGCGCGGGAAUACCUUAUACCAUUUACCACAACAAACAUGCACGCUACAGGCCCUUACUCAUCUGGAUAUAAGCAAUAACAAUAUUUCAGAACUCCCGAAAGAAAUGUCACAACUAGUACAGUUAGAAGAGCUGCAAGUAAGCGAUAAUGAACUAAGAUCUCUGGACUACGUUCUACAACUUCCACGUCUACGAAUAAUCGUAGCUGCGCGAAACAUGAUCACUAACUUUGGAAUGAGUUCAAGACCUAUGAGUCCAAGCGAAGAAAGCAAAUGCGAGCAUCGUUCACCUCUUACCAAUGUUGAUCUUCGUCACAACAGAUUAAAAGGAAGCAUUAUUCUUGGUAAUUAUGAGCAUCUGGUAACCCUAGACGUUUCACACAACGCGGUGGAAGUCCUUGUAUUGUCAUCUCUACGCGGUCUAAGGGAGUUAUACGCGUCACACAAUGCGAUACAACACGUGGCCUUACACGGUGCCUCGCUACGAGUGCUACGGGCUCCUUUUAAUCAUUUGGAGAGUCUAACCACAUCAGUUCCGCCUAUAAACCUAAUAGAGUUAGACUUAUCCCACAACAAGUUAACGUCAUUACCCCAAUGGCUCAGUGGUUGCUCUGACUUAACCAAACUUUACGCAAGCAACAAUCAGUUGACAUCCCUACCUGAACACCUGUUCUGCAGUGAACUCUCCAGUCUUAGCCAUUUGCACUUAGCCCAUAAUAAAAUAUCGACAAUACCGUCGAUGCCACGGCUCAGGUCACCUCUCAAAGAACUCCUCUUACACAAUAACUCUAUUCAAGCUCUUCCAGAAAACUUUUUUUCAGUCUGCGAUAGGUUGUGUGUAUUAAACCUCGCGAAUAACAGAUUAAGCCGCUUACCACGAGUUAGGGGUGUCUCCUCACAUAUUCUAGAACGCCUUUACUUAACAGCUAACUGUUUGAAUGAUGAAUCCAUCGACGUCAUAGCCACAUUCAGAGGCUUGAAGAUAUUGCACAUGGCCUACAAUUGCUUGACAAGUUUGCCGGAAAAUUUCUUCAACUUCUGGCCUGAAAUGGAGGAACUCGUCGUAUCCGGAAAUUCUCUAACGAAGCUUCCAGAUAGUUUGCCUCAAGUCAAUAAUCUGAAAGUUGUCAGGGCUCACUCGAAUCGGCUUAGAUCUGUUCCCAUGUUUGCUUGUAGCGCUUCUGUGAAAGUUCUAGAUUUUGCCCACAAUGAACUAGAUAGUAUAGAUCUGAGACUUUUAGCGCCGAAGCAGUUGAAGUUUCUAGAUAUAUCUUGUAAUCAGAGGCUGCAAGUUGAUGAAUCACAAUUUAAUGCAUAUAAAUGUCAAAGGCCCUUAAGCCUAGUGGAUGUCACCGGGCGAAACUCAGCGGCUUGGACUCAAAAGACAUCUUAUCAUGAGGAACUCACCGGUACCACGCCCUGGGUGACAGGGUUUUCAGAAUGUCCCAGUAAAAUGUUACAAUUAUCCUGUGGUCAAAUACGUCUUCCAUCAUUUUGUAACAAAGAGGGUCUUUUCGCUGUUAUAGACGGAGAAAACGAUACAGAAGUGACGAAGAUAUUGCAAACAAGCUUACCUGGAUUGCUUCUAGAAGAAAAAUCUAUUAAGGAAACUGUCAACGAAUAUAUGAAAUAUGUAGUUUUAUCAGCACAUAGAGAACUAAAGGAAAAGGGCCAGAGAAACGGUGCCUCACUUAUCAUGUGUCAUUUGUCUCAGAUAAAUGUGCCAGAAAAUGGAUUCGGACAAACAACUAGGAGAUACAAUAUGAGAUUGGCUAAUGUUGGCGAUACUAAAGCCGUAUUGAGUCGACGAACUGGACCAUUAUGUUUAGGCGCAGAGAAUAAUAAAAGAAUAGGACAUUCCUCACGAUUCCCCAACACUGUGCCGGACCCAGAUGUGAUUCAAACUGUGAUAAAAGAAGACGACGAAUUUCUCAUACUUGGUAAUGGUAAAUUCUGGAGUGCUGUAUCUGUUGAAGCUGCAAUAUCCGAAGUACGAUCGGAACGGAAUCCUGUUCUAGCAGCCAAACGGCUACAAGAUUUGGCACAAAGUUACGGCGUUGAAGAUUGUAUUUCUGUGGUGAUAGUGAGAUUUGAUACUGUACGUUCUGAUGUGGACUUACUAAUGCGGGAGUUGCGACAAACAAUAAACACAACUAAACCGGUUUGCCGAUCCGACUGCUGUUGCUCACGUUUAGAACCCUGCUGCCAUUCGAUAUCUCCAAAAUCGAAUAGUGAUCGAUCAUCACCGAGCGGUCAAAGCGAUAGACCUCUUAGCGAAGUUCUCAGCCAACAGCAUUACGCAAGUGUCCGGUCUCAUAAUAGAGCUUCAGAAAGAAAACCGCGAGGUGGAGUCGCUAGAGCUAUACGGGUCCGCGUUGAGGAAGAUAAAGAAGAACGUAAAGAAGAAAUACCAUCAUCUGAGGAGCAGUUCAAAUGCUGGGAAUAUAUGUUGGAACAAAACACUCAAAUGAUAUUCGAUAAAGAACUGGAUAAUCUAUCAAAAGGAAUAAAAACAGAUACGAAUACACUGAGAAGUGUCAAAGGAUUAUCAGGCAGUAGUCCGCAACUACAUUUGGCGGGGAAACAAUCGAAACUACCAUUUCUUUCGAAGCAUUUCGGAAGUGCAAGGUCGUUUGGCACUGCUCUGAAGCCAGAAUUCCGCUUUGGAUCUGGCCGUAUGCCUAAUUGUGGUCCAAACGCUGCGUACUUUGGUUCUCUUCAGAGGCUCAUGCCAUAUCAUUUGGAGUACGAUUUCGCUGUGAUACAAGAAAAAAAUACGCAAUCCCAAGAAUCGCUUGAUCUCGAAGGUCGAAUGCAGCAAUAUUGGGGUGUAGCAACGACAGAACUAUAAAUUAUUGAAAUGCCUGUAAAUAAAACUUGACUUUAGCACAA